AUGGCAGAUCAAUUCACAUACUAGAAAAAGAGAAAGGAGUUCGGACGUCACGCCCAGUUCGAGGACACCGAGACUAAGAUCGUCGGUAGUGUCAACCCAAACUACACCCAAAAAGAACUUUAUAUGCUGAGAGAUCCAAACAAGCUCGUGUUGGACAACAUUCCACAAUUCUCAGAGCACAGAGUGAACACUGAGAGAGUUGCUACAAACAACAGAGGAAUGAAGCACGUCGUCGGAGGUUGGCCCAAGGACUACGACUACACCGAAACAGGUGAUGUUCAGAAGUAUCAGAAGAAGCUCAACAGAGACCCCGCUCUAGGUUUCGGACAAGCCACAAAGGACUUAGUCGCAGGAGCCCAAAAAUGCAUCAGAUAAAACAACGAGAUUGAUUUGUUUGAGGAGUAUUUUAGCGGCGAACAACCAGAGCACCUUUCAGAGACUAUCUCUACUAAGACUGUCAUGAUUUUCAAAGAUCCCAAUCAAAUCAAGAGAGCAGUCACUAAAAUCGCAUGGCAUCCUGAGUCAACAACUGACUUGAGAGUCGGAGUUGCCUAUGCCAUGUUGAGAUUCUAAUAAAUGCCACCAAAGAUGCCACUUAACUCCUACAUCUGGAAUUUAAAUAAUCCAAAUUUCCCCGAGAAGACCCUUCAACCCCAGUCUGCUCUCUGCACCAUGGUGUUCAACCAUAAAAACAGUGAGGUCAUUGUUGGAGGUUCCUACAAUGGAUCUCUGGCAUUUUUCGAUCAAAGAAAGGGAAGUUCAGGUGGUGUUAUUAAGCCAGCUGAGACAACUCUCCUAGAAAAGUCUCAUCACGACCCAGUCUAUGAUAUCUAUUGGCUCACUGUUGGUAAAACAGGUACUGAGUGCGUCUCAACCUCUACUGACGGUAGAAUCCUCUGGUGGGAUAUGAAAAAACUCGGAGACGGCCCAGUCGAUGAACUUGUGCUAUCAGAAGUUUUCCAAGUCAACGACUAGCCAGUUACUAAAAUUCUCGGUGGUACUAGUUUGGAAUAUAACUAGGACGCCGGUCCUCUUAAGUAUCUAAUUGGUACUGAGCAAGGGUAUAUCCUUCAAGCCAACAAGAGAAAGGCAGUUGAAAUCUAAACUCGUUUUGGUAUGGAAUCUGGAAAGCAUCAUGGUCCAGUCUAUGCCCUUCAAAGAAAUCCAGCUCACACUAAGUUCUUCAUGUCAGUUGGUGAUUGGACUGCUAAGAUCUGGUCUGAGGAGCUUAAAACUCCAAUCAUGUAGACUAGAUAUCACUCAUCCUAUCUAACUAAUGGUUGCUGGUCACCCACUAGAUGUGGUCUAUUCUUCUUGACUAGAAUGGACGGUUUCUUGGACGUGUGGGAUUUCUUCUACAGACAAAAUGAAGUAGCCUACUCACAGAAAAUUUCAGACUCACCCUUGACUUCAAUUUCAGUUAUGUAGUCAAUGGCUGCUAUCGGAGAUGCUGAAGGUACCGUCUCAAUGAUGAGUUUGUGCAGAUCUCUCUACGAUUAGACUCUCCAGCCUAAGGAGAAGGAAGGCAUGGCAGCUAUUUUCGAUAGAGAAUUCAAGAGAGAGAAGAAUCUUGAGCAAGCCAAGAGACAGGCUGAGAUGAAAAAGCCAACCAAGAAGGACAACAGUAUCAAUGACAAGAAGGCUGAGAAAAUGAACCAAAUCAUUUAUGAUCUCGAAGAGAAGUUCUUCAGUGAGGUCUCCAAGGAUGAUGAUCUUCAAUAAAUCAAGCAAAGAGGAGCUCACUACGAGGAUCACUCACACCCAGUUGUGCAACAACCAAAGCCAAAGGAAGAGCAAAAGGCUCCACCCAAGCAGGAAGCUCCAAAGCAGGAGGCUCCUAAACAAGAAGCUCCUAAGCAAGAACCACCCAAGCAGGAAGCACCAAAGUAAGAAGCACCAAAGCAAGAGCCACCCAAACAAGAAGAAUAGAAGCAAACUCCACCUUAAACUCCACCAAAGAAGCAGGAGAUCACUCUCGCAAUCGGACCUCAUGUUUUCAAGGGUACCUUCACCAAGGAAGGAGAAGACAUUCCAAUCACCCUUCAUUUUAACGUUGAAGAAGGUGGUAUUCUUACUAAUACUGAGGAGCAACAAUCCGAGCAGGGCUAUAUUAUCAACGGAUUUGUUCAAGACAACGGUGUCUCAUUCAAGAGACAGUUAGCCAACGGAAAAGAAGUAGAGUUCAACGGUAAUUUUGAAAGCCAGCUAGUCAUCAGCGGUUACUACAAAGGUACAGACGAGGAGUUCGACGCUGAAGGAGAUUUCAGAUUCGAAGUCGCUCUCUGA
Messenger RNA from Stylonychia lemnae, 2286 nucleotides. The record is from the annotation of a GenBank genome assembly. NCBI's taxonomy places the organism in Eukaryota, Ciliophora, Spirotrichea, Sporadotrichida, Oxytrichidae.